Molecule: messenger RNA, 676 nt
Organism: Apodemus sylvaticus (European woodmouse)
Lineage: Eukaryota; Metazoa; Chordata; Mammalia; Rodentia; Muridae
Gene: Smim1
Product: small integral membrane protein 1 (Vel blood group)
Exons: 4
Coding region: 394-630 (78 amino acids)
Source: RefSeq, a predicted model, not a curated record
GUCCGCCCCUCCCCAUCUGGACUAGACUUCCUUGGCGACCGCGGGCUUCCCAGUCUCCCUCCCUCGGCUCCGCCCUUCAGACCCUGCCCUCCCCCCCCCCCACCGCAUCGGCCCCGCCCCCGUCACCCCAGGGGGCUGGCGACACUUCUCUGGAGUGCGAGCGGCUCUAGCGAGAGACACAGGGCUCGAGGCACCAACCUUACCUCACAUCUGGCUUGCCCUACUGGGCAAAGGUGGGAUCCAGACCCUGACAGCCUUCCUGAGCACCGGGGGCUUCAGCCCUACCACGACGCGCCUUUGCAGACCCUCCCCUCACUGCAGCUUCUGGGCAUCUGGUCUUAUUCCCGGCCUCAUCUCCACUCUGAAUGCAGUAGCUCCACCCAAGUCUACAGCAUGCAGUCCCAGGAGAGUGGUGUUCACUACAGCAGGUGGGACAGCAGUAGCCGCGAUGAAGUCAGCGUGACCGCCAUGUCCAGCUCAGAGGAGGCCUCGUGCUAUAGGAGGAUCUCCCAGAAGCUGUGCUCUGGCAAGCUGGGCAUAGCCAUGAAGGUGCUGGGUGGAGUGGCCCUCUUCUGGAUCAUCUUCAUCUUGGGCUACAUCACUGGCUACUAUGUGCACAAGUGCAAAUAAAUGCUGCCCGCUCCCUCCCCUGGGGGUUCCCUCCUGUGCACACAGA